ACACUACUUGGACCUUUCUUGGAUACUUUCGAACAACUCCUUUAUCAAGCAUGUUUACAAUAUGAGUGCUCCAAGCGUUUGAGAUGCUAGAAUCUUACGACUCUGGCCUGGGGUCUUCACCAAUUCCAGACAAAGGCCCUGCUGCAGGCAGCAGAUCUCCAUUGGAUUUGAGCGCAUUCCCAGCGAUAUAUCUUGUGGCAUCGCACUUUGACACGGAUGAAUUACACGAGUUUGAAGAAGAGCUUGAUUUGGCACAUGCCUCCAUCACUUACUCGCUCGAUGAAGCACACAUUGUACUGACUCGAGCUCUGAAGAAAGCUCGCAUCAAGCUUGAUUUGCGAUCAAAAGGCCUUCAUACCGAAGAAGUGCUGCAGUCCGAUCCGGCUUGGGCACUGGCGUCUCAAGACAGCGCGUAUGGGUCGCAGCCCGCAACGAAUAAACGCAAGCUUGUUGAGCUGGAGGCUGCGCAGGAAGGCAAACCCAACACGACCCUCAUCGACGACUCCAGCACGGAUUCUGAGGGUGAUACUGUGCGCAAGAAGAGAUUGAAGAAUCUGGUCAACUCUCCUUUGGCUGAAAGUGGCAGCCUCCUAGAUCAUCCGAAACCACAGACUGACCAGCAGCAAGAUCGGAUCGUGAAAGUGGUUCGUACGGAUUGGUUUACCGAGUCACGAGCUGCUGGACAGCCACUCCCACUUAAGAAUUAUAUCUUGUAUGCAGGCCGUGUGAUCAAGCCAGGUACAGAGAAAACACCAACCACAUAUGGCGCCCACGGAAAGCUACCAGAUCGCAGAACGGGAAACAACCAGCACAUCUCAUCACAUGCAGCUGCAGCAGAAACGCCUCUACUAGGUAGCAGUAAUACCAUACUGCAGCGUGCACAAGACGACGCGCCGGCAUCGUCGCAGGGCCAGGCUGCCAAGGAUCGCUUUGGAAGUCGCAAGCACCAUCAUCCACAUACCAGGAUCCCAUCUGCCAACCCAGCUAGCUGGGAAGCUGGUCGAGGCACAAAACAAGAAUAUGCACAUCUCCUGCAGCAGACCACUACCGACUACGAAGGCACUUCAAGCGACAUUCCCGAGCCCCCGGAGUGGGUCAAGGCACAUGUCAAGUACGCGUGUCAACGAUCAACCCCCAAAGACAAUCCCAAUGACGUGUUUAUCGAUUUGCUAGGACGGAUCAAGUUUGCACGAUUACUGACCAACGAUGAGAUUGGUGUGCGAGCGUAUGCAACUUCGAUUGCUGCGUUGCGUUCACAUUCUUAUGAAAUUAGCAAUCCACAGGAGAUUCUGCGAAUACCUGGUUGUGAUGCCAAGAUUGCCAACUUGUGGGUGGAGUGGAAGAACAAUGGCAAGAUCAAAGCUGUCGAAGAGGCCGAAAAAGAUGAAGACUUGAAGAUUCUGAAGCUGUUUUGGAAUAUCUGGGGCGUAGGCGUGACCACUGCGCGCGAGUUUUACUACGAUAGAGGAUGGCGAGAGCUCGAUGACAUUGUGGAAUAUGGAUGGUCAACAUUACAGCGAGUGCAACAGAUUGGGGUGAAAUACUACGAUGAGUUCCUGGAUCCCAUCCCACGAGCUGAGGUGGAAAGCAUCUGCAAGGUGGUACACCAGCAUGCCGUCAAAGUGCGAGAUGAUGGGAUUCAGUCCAUGAUCGUCGGCGGUUAUCGGCGAGGCAAGGAAGCGUGCGGAGACGUGGAUAUUGUAAUCUCACAUCCCGAUGAAGCAGCCACGCAUAACGUGGUCGAGGACAUUGUUGCCAGCUUGGAGAACGAAGGAUGGAUCACCCACACGCUGACACUCUCCAUAAACAACUCCAAGCGUGGUCAACAGACACUCCCUUUCCGCGGUGACGGUGGCGGACAUGGCUUCGACACCCUAGACAAGGCACUGGUGGUGUUCCAAGAUCCCUCGUGGCCAAGCAAAGAUGAGGACCUAGCCAUGAACCCCAAGGCCAAGAAUCCCAACAUUCACCGCAGAGUCGACAUCAUCAUCGCACCAUGGCGUACGGUAGGCUGCGCUGUAGUCGGCUGGAGUGGCGGGACGACAUUUGAGCGUGAUCUGAGGCGAUACGCAAAGAAUGUCAAAGGCUGGAAAUUCGACAGCUCGGGUGUUCGAGAUGUCGGAAAUGGCCAGUUUCUGGAUCUGGAAGGAUAUUUCCAGUAUGGUGAUAAAGAGGGCGUGGAAGGGCGGGCGAUGACGAUGGAGGAGGCGGAGCGGAGAGUGUUUGAAGGGUUUGGGUUGGAGUACAGAAAGCCUGAUGAACGUUGCACUCAAUAGUAGUAGAGAGGUAGGAGGUACGAAUAUCUUACUAGGAGGUAGUAAGGUACCAUUUGGCUCGGUCGAACUACCUAGUAAAGUAACGUGAGCCAGUCCUAAGGCAAUCAGGCGCCAGGCGAGAAAAGGGCUGGAGGUGAGGCAAGCUUUUCACUGCAUCGUGACACGACAUCACCGCCCGACGCAGUUCGUAUACCGAUGCGCGUGUUGUGGUCUCGUAAGCAGCAAAAUCCAUGCAGCCGCCAGUGCCACAACCCACGCGGGAUUAUUUUGUGUUUUGUGUUUUGAGGUGUGAACGUGGCGGUUUAGUUACAAAACGUGGAGUGUCGGUGGGCCACCACAUCAUAUCACAUGCGCCUGGGAGCUCGGCAGGGUACGGGCGGUUCAAUAAUUCUAGUUUUAGUUCCAAACUCAUUCAGGUUCCGUCAAGGUUGGAUUUCUGGAUGUGGUU
This is a messenger RNA of Sphaerulina musiva SO2202, 2724 nucleotides long. Its product is annotated as Nucleotidyltransferase. The transcript has a single exon. Bases 84 to 2276 code for a protein of 730 amino acids. Gene Ontology annotation, cellular component: nucleus. NCBI's taxonomy places the organism in Eukaryota, Fungi, Ascomycota, Dothideomycetes, Mycosphaerellales, Mycosphaerellaceae. Gene Ontology annotation, molecular function: DNA-directed DNA polymerase activity; DNA binding. The record is from RefSeq and is a predicted model, not a curated record. Gene Ontology annotation, biological process: double-strand break repair via nonhomologous end joining.